Morchella importuna is the source of this 2439-nucleotide messenger RNA. RefSeq lists its product as uncharacterized. The transcript has 6 exons. The record is from RefSeq and is a predicted model, not a curated record. NCBI's taxonomy places the organism in Eukaryota, Fungi, Ascomycota, Pezizomycetes, Pezizales, Morchellaceae. Gene Ontology annotation, molecular function: RNA binding. The coding region runs from base 1 to 2439 and encodes 812 amino acids.
AUGUCUGAAAACCAGUCGUCUCCACCUGCUCCAGACCCUCCUGCCAUUUCUCCAAACUAUCUCCAAGACACUUACACGGUCGACGAGAGUAUUGAAAAGAGAGAAAUGCUGUCUCCAGUUUCCCCCCGACCGGUUCAUGUAGCUGAACCAGAUGACAACCUAGUGUUGAGGAACCAGAUGGAUCCUGUUUUUAAUUCCACUGAUACCCACACGAACCCACACCAGCCCAUUCCGGAUUUCAAUAGUCUCGGGUUUGGCGGGAGCCAUCCUCACACCUUAGGUUCCUCCACCUCUUGGAUUGAGCAGCAGCAAUCACACUCACAACAGCAGCAAAACAUGCCGAUGUCAUCCACCUCUGCCACAAAUAAUACAAAUGGUAGUAUCCCAUCUUCAUUACCUUCGUCAUCAUCAUCUUUAGCCGCGGAUCCCAUCGUCAGGAACGCACUCCCAUCUGCCAUCAACUUUGGGAACGGUAAUGUACCUGAUGCUAUUAAUGGAACGAAUGGAGUCAUGAUGAACAAGGAUUCCUCUUCUCUUGCUGCUGCCGACUCUACAUCGGUCACUCCUCCAAGAGCCCAUGUUUAUUCUCUACCAAACAGUCUGACAAACAAUGUCGACCUCCAAGCUCUUUUGACAAAGCUCUCCCCGAGCAUGACACAACAAACAGUAUCUCCGCAGAGUUCACAAGUUACAUCUGCUACCGUCCCUGCUGCUGCUACUGUAACUGCUCCUGCUGCUGCUCCUCCUGCUCCCGCUCCUGCCCAUGUCUCGUCUCCUUCCCAGGCUCGAGUCCCAUCUCUUCCAAAGCCUCCUACGCAGGCUCAACACCGGCAACAAGUUCCGGACUCUCCAACCGGUACUGAAGAAAAUGAGGAAGAUAAUCGUCCAUUUACCGCUGAAGAAGAGGAAGCGUACGAUAGAUUUCUGUCCGAUGAGCGUGAUUACGUGACUCAAGGCCAGUGGGACAGGUUUCCUGCGGGUUCACGACUUUUUAUUGGUAACUUGCCAACUGAAAAGGUCACCAAACGUGAUUUGUUUCGUACAUUCCACAAGCAUGGACGCUUAGCCCAGGUUUCAAUUAAGCAAGCAUAUGGGUUUGUUCAAUUCUUGGACACCGCAUCAUGCGCGUCUGCCCUCCGCUUUGAACAAGGAGCAUCAGUGAGAGGACGUAAAAUGCACCUUGAAGUUUCCAAGCCCCAAAGAAACACUAGACCACCUCCGUCAGAUUCGAACCCUUCACGUGGGGCCAAUCGUCGUUCCCGUUCUCCUGAUUAUGGUCGAUCCAUGUCUCCUCGCGGCCGUGGUGGUUCUACCUUCCGUGGUGGCAGAAACAGUGGUGAUUUCACGGACCGUGGAUUCACCCGUGGUGGUAGGGACGCCCGUGACCAUGAAUAUCCUGCGCGGAGAUCGUCACCCCCACCAAGAUAUAGGGCCCGCGAUGAUUACCGCCCACACCAUCGCGACCGUACCCGCUCGCCACCGGGUAGAUAUCGCCAACGCACCCGCUCUCCCCCGGUUGUUGAAGAAUUGCCACGAAGAGAUCCCAAAGAGGUGCCGGAGGUUCAAGCUCUAGUUAUGGAUGAGGUUGAUAGGAAUUUUAUUUGGUGGAUCGAAAAGUCUUUCAGAGAUCGCGGUCUCAGCUUUGAUUCCGUAUUCUUGAAUCCACGCAUACCCCUCGAGCCAUUGGUAAAGCAACAAAUUCUUGAGGGGGUGCAGGCUAUAGUCUUCCUGAGCCGCCAGAUGCAGGGAAGCAGCAAAAUCUCGAUACAAGUGUUUGAUCGCCGCGGGGACGGAGAAGCUACUUAUGAUCAGUACGAUGAUCUCGACCCAAGCAUUGCUGCUGAGAUAGUAUAUCGAGCGAAGUUAGCUCAUGCACCCCAACCCCCUAUGCAAGUGCCGACUUAUGGUGGAUAUGGCAUCCCGCAACAGCAGCAGCAGCAGCAACCCCAACAGCCCCAGCAGCAACCCAUGUUGCAGCAAGCUGCUAUUCCUAACCUUGCAAACGUUCUUGGAGCUCUUGACCCUGCAACGCUGAAAACCUUGCUCGCAAAUCUUCAGCAGCAGCAGCAACCGCAGCAGCCGCAGCAGAUGCAGCCGCAGAUACAUCAACAGCACCAGCAGCACCAUCAGCAGCAGCCCCACAUGCUCCAAGCACAACAGCCUCAACUCGGGCAAGACCUUGCAGCGCUCUUGUCUCUGCCCCUGCAGCAGCAGCAGCAGCAGCAGCAGCCACAACAGAACCAUAGCCUUAACAAUAACAGCAAUCCUUACGGUGUCCAACCAAAUCCAGGCUACGGACCGAAUGCCGGGCUGGCAGCUCUAUUAGGUCAGGUCCAGCAAGGUAAUGUGCAGGUCCCUCAACAGGGACAAUCCCCCGCUCAAAUGCAGGCCAUUAUGGAUGAACUCGUUAGGUGGCAGCCAAACAAGCCUCAGAAUUAA